AAACGUGACGUCACGCGAGGAAUCUACUCCCAAACCUCCGCUGGAAGGAAACAGAUUUAAUCGGCUGUGUUUGCUCAUAUAUGCUCGUUUUAAGCGCUGAUUGUUGAAACCGAAGAAUUAGUUUAAUGCUAAAUAAGGACGUUGCAGUGUAACCACUUUGUUUGCAAUAAAGUGAGUUUUUGUAAACAGCCUUUAAGACUGAGGUUUGUGAUACAUCUUCCUAAAAGGUGGACCACUGUCAACUGUCACAAUGGCAGAAAACAAUUUCCCACCCCUGCCUCGCUUCAUCCCCUUGAAGCCAUGCUUUUAUCAAGACUUCAAUGAGAUCCCAGAUGUACACCGCACCAUGUGCAAGAGGCUCUAUUAUCUAUGGAUAUUGAACAGUGCAACUUUGGCUGUUAAUCUGAUUGGCUGCCUGGCAUGGAUGUGUGGCGGGGGUGGAGCCACUAACUUUGGUAUGGCCAUUCUAUGGCUCAUCCUCUUUACCCCCUGCUCCUAUGUAUGCUGGUUCAGACCCAUCUACAAGGCCCUCAAGACCGACAGCUCCUUCAACUUCAUGGCAUUCUUCUUCGUCUUCAUGGCCCAGGUUGUAAUCAGUAUCAUCCAAACUGUGGGAAUCCCUGGCUGGGGAGUGUGUGGCUGGCUGGCUACCAUCACCUUCUUCAGCACAAACGUUGGCUCGGCUGUGGUCAUGCUGAUCCCCACCAUCAUGUUCACUGCUGUGGCAGUGCUGUCCUUCAUUGCCCUCACUAAGGUCCACAACUUCUAUCGUGGAAGUGGAGGUAGCAUGAGCCAAGCCAAGGAUGAGUGGGCUUCUGGGGCUUGGAAGAACCCGCAUGUCCAGGCAGCUGCUCAACAGGCAGUCGUGGGGGCCGCUCAGGGAGCAGCGCAACAGCAACAGUACUCAGCAGCACCCACCUACAACUAUGACGAACCGAUGUAGGGCACUGAGGAGAUGGAGAAGUGAGUACAAGGAGGGGAGAGACAAAAAGGGAUGAUCAUGAGAACAGAGAUUUAGGUGCCCUAUAUAUAUGAAUUGGGUUUUAAUUAGAACAGAUCAUGAAAGACACGGUUUUUUGUUCUGCAAUGAUACGAGUGAUAAGGCUUUAGACAACACGACUUACCCCUUUUCUUAAAACAAUUAGGACAAUAUAUUGCCAUGUCUCAUUUUCAAUACAUGUUAAAGUAACUUUAAUUGCCAUCACGUUGAUUAAUAUAAAUCUGAUGAAUAAUCUCCCUGUAGAUGCCACUAAUUACAAAAAUGGGUCUGAUUUUGAAAGUUAAUCUUUAUUUGUCUUAAGCUCUUAAAUGAGGUAAGAUUGUAAUACUUUAUGUAUAUUUGAGAACCACUUAAUACUGUUGCAUUACUGUACUAUAAGAAACUUAUACAAACAGUUAUACAAGUUACCAUCAGA
Molecule: messenger RNA, 1415 nt
Organism: Osmerus eperlanus (European smelt)
Lineage: Eukaryota; Metazoa; Chordata; Actinopteri; Osmeriformes; Osmeridae
Gene: scamp5a
Product: secretory carrier membrane protein 5a
Exons: 7
Coding region: 251-943 (230 amino acids)
Biological process (GO): protein transport
Cellular component (GO): recycling endosome membrane; trans-Golgi network membrane
Source: RefSeq, a predicted model, not a curated record